AUGAACAGAAAGAAAAUGGAAACUCUCAAAGAAACAACAAAUAGCAUGGUAGAAUCAACUAAACACUGCAUUGUGUUGCUGCAGAUUGCUAAAGAUACUAUUAAUCCUGUAGAUGCAAUCUAUCAACCUAGUCCUUUGGAACCUGUGAUCAGCACAAUGCCUUCCCAGAUUGUGUUACUUCCAGAACCUGUUCAGUUGUGUAAGUUAAAACAGCAGCGUCCAUCUUCCCUACCAGUUGGACCUGUGUUGGCUACUUUGGGACAGCAUCAGACUCCUACACCAAACACUACAGGCAGUGGCCAUUCACUGCUGAAUAGCAGUCUAACUUCUCCAAGCCAUGUGAACUUGUCUCCAAAUACAGUCCCAGAGUUCUCUUACUCCACCAGUGAAGAUGAAUUUUAUGAUGCCAAUGAAUUCCAUCAAACUGGCUCAUCCCCAAAGCACUGGAUAGAUUCUUCUGGAUCUGCCUCAGUCCUGACACACAGGAGCUUGGAUAGUUAA
This is a messenger RNA of Symphalangus syndactylus (siamang), 501 nucleotides long. RefSeq names its product oxysterol-binding protein-related protein 9-like. NCBI's taxonomy places the organism in Eukaryota, Metazoa, Chordata, Mammalia, Primates, Hylobatidae. The record is from RefSeq and is a predicted model, not a curated record.